CCAUUUUCUCAUGCGCUCCAGUCCCGCUUUUGCGGCGAUCCGCUCCGGAUUCCUGCUCCUUCACUCUGCUGUUUCUGCUCACUUUGCUUUCAGUAGUAGCGGCUUCGUCUCUGGCGGCGGGGCUGGAUUUUCUGUUUCCACCUCACCUUGGCUGGAUUCUCUUUGCAUUUUCGGAUAGUCUUUUCCUUCAUUGCCCGGUAUUCGUGGUCAGAAGGCCGAUGCCGUCACCUUCCGAUCGCUCCCGUUUGACCAUGGAUUGACUUCAAGCUUUUCUUUAACCCCCCAAACUGGAGAAAGCAGUCAGAUCCAUCGCUUCUCCUUGCCCGUCUUCUCCACACUACUAGCUGGCCAACUAGCUAAAUGUUUUCACCGGCUGGCUUCAAACCUCUCAGCUGCCGAAUGUUUAGUAACGUUGCUGCGGAGAAACUGUGAACUUCUUCGCUUCCCGGUCGCAAGGAGCGAAAGGGGCAGCGGAGGAUUUAAAAUACGGAUUUCCCCGAAGGUUUUUGUAUAAACACUAAUUAUUUUUUUUCUGAAAAGUGAUGGCGGAGCGGGGAGCACGAUUGCUCCUCUCCCUCUCUUGUCUCACCUUUCUUUAUUCGACCACCUUGACCAAGCAUGCUGACAAAGGGCCAAGCCCGAGGCUCUUCAUGCCGUUCUGGUUCUCGGUGGAGCCAGUGGACACCCUGGCGGUGCGCGGCGGCCCCGUCCUCCUGAACUGCUCGGUGCACAGCGACCUGCCCGCACGCGUGGACUGGAAGAAGGACGGCACCUUCCUGAACCUGGCGGCCGACGAGCGCCGGCAGCUGCUGGCGGACGGCUCGCUCCUGGUGGCCAGCGUGGUACACUCCAAGCACAACAAGCCCGACGAGGGCGUCUACCAGUGCGUGGCCUCCAUCGAGAGCCUGGGCAGCAUCGCCAGCCGCACGGCCCGCCUCAGCGUGGCGGCUCUUCCCAGGUUCUCCAGCCAGCCGGCACCAUCUGUGGCGCACCAGGGUGACAGCGCAGUAAUGAGCUGUGAGGGAAAUCCGGACCUGGUUCCCUUUGUCCGCUGGGAGCGCAACAGGGAGCGUGUGGCCCUGGACGGGCGGCUGAUCCAGCUCCCCAGCGGGGCACUGGUGGUCAGCAAUGCCUCGCAGGCCGACGCCGGCCUCUACCGCUGCGUGGUGGAGAACGUGGGCCCGGCUAAGCUCAGCGAAGAGGCAGAGCUGCAGGUCCUUCCAGAGACGGCAGCUGAGCGGAAGGUGGUGUUUCUGCGGCAGCCCCAGUCUGUCACCAGGAGCGUGGGGGACGGCGUGCUCCUGGCCUGCGUCGCCGUGGGAUACCCCACGCCCUACGUGCGCUGGAUGCUGGGAGAGCGGCCCAUCGCAAAUGGAGAGGAGCGGUUUGAAGUGGUGGGCGGGAGCAGUCUGCAGAUCUCCAACCUGACGGAAGGCGACGCGGGGAUGUACACCUGCCUGGCAGACAACGGCAACGAGACCAUCCAGGCGCAGGCCGAACUCACCAUCCAAG
Messenger RNA from Paramormyrops kingsleyae, 1512 nucleotides. The record is from RefSeq and is a predicted model, not a curated record. Lineage: Eukaryota; Metazoa; Chordata; Actinopteri; Osteoglossiformes; Mormyridae.